AAACUUUGCGCGUUUAAAUAAAAACAAAACAGUCCAGCAAGAUUUGGAAAAAAAUUAUUAUUUGUAAUUUUGACUGUUCCACCAUGAAGAAAAUCAGCCUCCACAGUGUGGUGUCUUUACUAGUUUUUAUUGUGGGAUCAUCCAGCAGUCUUCCUAUCUCCACACACCAUGGAACACAGAUUGACACUUUAAAUAAAUCGGAACGAAUAUUUACAAAUGCUCCAAUGGUAAAUUUGCUGAUCAGAAAACAAAGAUCUACCCGCCAUCAUCAACAGCACCAUCAUAAUCGUUGGAGGAAAACAAUGCGGGAAAUAGAACGUGCGGUCCAGGUGGCGCUGCGUCAGAGACGUGAGUUUCUAACAAACUUGAACGCUGUCGACGGAGCAAGUUCUAGAGAAAUUGAACAGGCAUUUCGUCACUCAUCCGUUCGGGAGCCCAUACGAGAUUACGAAAGCAGACCUAGGUUCUACCGCUACCAAAACGAUAGGGCUGAAAAUGACGUGGAGGAAGCUCUUCUCAAAUCCCAAAGCUUGUCUCGUGAACCGUUGACAACUCUGAAUAGUCGCGACCGUGAGGAGUUAGCCAUCAUCGAAAGGUCUCUCCGCAGUCAACCCCGUGAGCCUUUAACAGACUAUUGAUAGAACAUUUGGUAAAAGAAAAAAAUGUGUAGAUUAGUUUCGUUGCUUGAUAAUUUUCUUGUUAUAA
Molecule: messenger RNA, 705 nt
Organism: Physella acuta
Lineage: Eukaryota; Metazoa; Mollusca; Gastropoda; Physidae
Source: RefSeq, a predicted model, not a curated record